AUGUGCAGACUUGCAGGUGACAUCGAGCAUACGGGGGGUGUCUCCCCGGACCCUACCCAAGUGCGAGAGCUUCUCCCGACUAAUGUCAUUCCCAGGCACUACGACGUCACGCUGGAGCCGAAUCUGGAGAAGUUCACCUUCGACGGAAGGGUCGUGAUCGACUUUGAUGUGCAGGAGGAGACAAAGUCCAUCUCGUUACACACUCUCGAAAUCGACAUCCUCAGCGCACAAGUCAAAGAUGGGGACAAAGUUGUUACUUCUUCUUCUACCAUCACAUACGAUGAGUCCAUGCAAGCGUCCAAGAUCGAGCUCAAGGAUGUCAUACCAAAGGGUGGCAAGACGACGCUCGAGGUCAAAUUCAAGGGACAGCUAAAUGACCAGAUGGCCGGUUUCUACCGCUCAACCUACAAGAAGGCAGAUGGCACCGAGGGCAUUCUCGCAACCACUCAGAUGGAGGCCAAUGAUUGUCGUAGAGCCUUUCCCUGUUUCGACGAGCCCAUGCACAAGGCCAAGUUCACUGUCACGCUCAUCGCGGACAAGCACCUUACAUGUUUGAGUAACAUGGACGUAGCAUCCGAGGUGGAAAUUAUGUCAGAAAUGAGUGGGAGUUUCAAGAAAGCCGUCAAAUUCAACCCUACUCCGCCCAUGUCUACGUACCUGGUUGCCUGUAUCAUCGGUGAACUCAACUACAUUGAGACGGCCAACUUCCGGGUGCCCGUUCGAGUAUACGCUCCUCCUAGCGCUGACAUUGAGCAUGGCCGCUUUUCCCUUGAGCUUGCUGCCCGCACGUUAGAAUACUACGAAAAGAUAUUCGGCGCGGACUUCCCAUUACCCAAGAUGGACAUGGUCGCCAUUCCCGACUUUGCCGCUGGCGCCAUGGAAAACUGGGGCCUCAUUACCUACCGAGUCGUUGACCUUCUCUACGACGAGAAGACCAGCGGUGCAGCUAUGAAGGAACGGGUGGCUGAGGUUGUUCAGCACGAGCUGGCCCAUCAGUGGUUCGGGAACCUCGUAACCAUGGACUGGUGGGAGGGCUUGUGGCUCAACGAGGGUUUCGCUACCUUAAUGAGUUGGUUGAGCUGCGACUACUUCUACCCCGAGUGGAAGGUCUGGGAAAACUACGUCACGGAUAACCUGCAGAGUGCUCUAGGAUUGGACUCUUUGAGAAGCAGUCACCCCAUUGAAGUUCCAGUGAAGCGCGCCAGCGAAGUAGAUCAGAUCUUCGAUGCUAUCUCGUAUUCAAAGGGGUCUUGCGUCCUUCGUAUGAUCUCUACCUACUUGGGUGAAGAGACCUUCUUGGAUGGUGUCCGACGUUACAUCAAGAAGCAUGCGUACGGAAACACACAAACCCCGGAUCUCUGGGCAGCUCUUGAGGAGGCCAGUGGGAAACCAGUGCGAGAAAUCAUGUCAAUAUGGACCAAGAACGUCGGAUACCCCGUCGUUCAAGUAACUGAAAACGAAAAGGACAAUUCUAUUCACGUCAAGCAGAACCGUUUCCUUCGAACGGGAGACGUCAAGCCUGAAGAGGACAGGGUUAUUUACCCGGUCUUCCUGGGUCUGCGAACCAAGGAUGGGAUUGAUGAGACGAUCACCCUGUCGGAGAGAGAGGGUAACUUCAAGGUUAAUGAUCUGAAUUUCUUCAAGUUGAACGCGAAUCAUACAAGCAUCUACAGAACAUCUUACUCCGCAUCGCGACUUGAGAAGCUUGGCCAGUCCGCCAAGCAGGGCCUGUUGUCCGUUGAAGACCGGGCGGGUAUGAUUGCCGACGCAGGCGCGCUAGCCGCGUCCGGCUACCAAAAGACGUCGGGUGUGCUAAACCUUCUCAAAGGUUUCAACACGGAACAAUCGUUCGUUGUUUGGAGCGAAAUCAUUGCCCGAGUUGCCACAGUGCAGAACGCUUGGAUCUUUGAGGACAAAUCGGUUAGGGACGGCUUGGAGGCAUUUGUAAAGGAGCUUGUCAGUGAUAGGGCGCACCAGCUGGGCUGGGAUUUCACCGACAAAGAUGGCCACAUCGAGCAGCAAUUCAAAGCCAUGAUUUUCGGUGCCGCUGGCAUGGCUGGCGACAAGAAAAUCAUCAACGCUGCAAAGAGUAUGUUUGCCAAGUACAUGGAUGGUGACAAAUCCGCUAUUCACCCCAACAUCAGGGGCAGUGUUUUCAGCAUGGCCUUGAAGUAUGGUGGCAAGGAAGAGUACGAGAAAACUCUUAACUUCUACCGCACGUCCACCAACGGUGAUGAGCGCAACACUGCUCUCCGCUGCCUAGGCCGCGCCCGUGACCCAGCCCUCAUGCAGCAGACGCUUGACCUGAUUCUUUCGGGUGAAGUCAAGAGCCAAGACUUGUACCUCCCGGCCAGUGGCCUGAGGAGUCAUGCUGAGGGCAUCGAGGCGCUGUUCACCUGGCUGAAGGAAAAGUGGCCCGAACUGUCCAAACGUCUUAGUGGUAACAUGGUCAUACUAGGGUCUAUGGUCACCAUAUGUACGAGCAGCUUUGCCAAGCAGGAACAGUUGAAUGAAGUGGAGGCUUUCUUCAAGGAUAUCGAUACCAAGGCUUACUCCCAGCCGCUUGCACAGAGCAAGGAUUCGAUCCGAAGCAAGAUCGCGUGGCUCGAACGCGACAGGGACGACGUUGCUGGCUGGGUUAACGUCAAUGGCUAUUCUAAGCCUCAGUUGUAA
Molecule: messenger RNA, 2673 nt
Organism: Pseudomassariella vexata
Lineage: Eukaryota; Fungi; Ascomycota; Sordariomycetes; Amphisphaeriales; Pseudomassariaceae
Product: aminopeptidase 2
Exons: 4
Coding region: 1-2673 (890 amino acids)
Biological process (GO): proteolysis; peptide catabolic process
Cellular component (GO): cytoplasm
Molecular function (GO): metalloaminopeptidase activity; zinc ion binding; peptide binding
Source: RefSeq, a predicted model, not a curated record